This is a messenger RNA of Helianthus annuus (common sunflower), 1111 nucleotides long. RefSeq names its product copper-transporting ATPase PAA1, chloroplastic. The record is from RefSeq and is a predicted model, not a curated record. Lineage: Eukaryota; Viridiplantae; Streptophyta; Magnoliopsida; Asterales; Asteraceae. Gene Ontology annotation, molecular function: metal ion binding. Bases 188 to 730 code for a protein of 180 amino acids. The transcript has 5 exons.
ACUUUAUUAAAAAAAAAAAAAGAAAAAAACGCUCUGAAUCCAAGGGUCCUAAUAAUUAAUAAGAGCCGCAGAUAACGUUGCAGAAAUUAUUAAUAACAUUUCAACUUUCAAUGAAGCAUGGUGGUAGGUAGGUAAAACUCAAAACCUCUAUAAUCCUCCCUCAAUCCAACCCAUUUCCCAUUUGAAAAUGGAGUCAUCAUCAUUGUCCACCACCACUAUAUUCAGUCUCUCAAAAACCCCAAAUCAAAUUCAUAUCCACCGGAAUCAGCUUCCACAACUCCAUGUCCGGCGAGCAAGACCUGAGUUUCGGUUAGCGUGUGUUUCGAGCUCGGCUGCUUCCGGUGGUGGUGGUGGGGGUGGAGGUGGUGGAGGUGGAGGUGGUGGUGGUGGUGAUGGAGGGGAAGUGAAGGUGGAUCCGAUUGUAGUUGGAGUUGAUGAUGAUUUGUCUGAUGUGAUUGUUUUGGAUGUUGGGGGUAUGACUUGUGGCGGGUGUUCUGGAAAAGUAAAAAGGAUUUUGGAGAGUCAACCACUUGUAUCAGCUGCAAGUGUAAAUCUUCAAACAAAGACGGCAAUUGUAUGGCCUGUACCUGAAGCCAAGGUUACACCAAACUGGCAAACAGUCUUAGGAGAAGAACUCGCAAAACAUUUGACAACUUGUGGAUUUAAUUCUAACCUAAGAGGUCAGUAUCUUCUCCAUUGUGAGGCUGCAACUGAAGGAGAGACCUCUUAAAACCUGCAAUGGAUUCUUCGGAGAUCAACCAUAAUCCUCUGUGGGCAAAAUUCUUGAACAAAUAAAGAACAAUCAAGCAGUAUGGGAAAAGCUACUUCAAGAACCACCAUCAAGCUUCAGAGACAAAGCUUUGGAUCACAUAAAAGAGCAAUCUCGAGCUGAUGACUUAGCCUUCUCUUUCCUGACAGAUGCUCUAAACACUGUGAAGGAGAAGAUGGAGUUCAGCUCUACUGAACGUGACAAAAUCUUUGCUUCAAGUAACUAAAUUUCUGUUUAAUCUUUUAUGGUUGUAGCUGUGUUUGACAAUAUACAACUAUUUUGUAUUUUGAAUAUAUGUUUUGAACAAAUCUUAUGCUUUAUUAUAAUUUAAAAUCGCAUGAA